AUGAAUAUCUCUGUUUGCUCUUUGCAACCAGUCUAUACUGUGCAACAUCCGUGCAAUGUUAAGAAUAGUGAACGUGCCAUUGAAACAUUAGGUGGUCAAUCGCGAAUUAUUGAUGUAUUUCAACAUUCUACUAGUCAACUGACAUGCUCAUUUACACCGACCAAUAUCUAUGAAAGAUCAUUGAGAUCCGAGAGACGGAAGAUAACUGGGUUAUUGAUACGUGUUAAACGAAAAAAAUCAAAGAAAUCCAUAACGAGUGUUGAAGUUGUUGGCGUACUCGAUACAAAGUUUACGUUUGAUACAUUAGCUGAUUUUCAAUAUCUACCUAUGACACGAAAACAGCAAACAGCAGAUGACUCUGCACCCGAAUACGAAUCGUUUCUAAAGCGUAUAACUCUCACUCGUCAAUGUUUAGAAAAAGAAAAUUUAGAAAAACCUUGUCCUCUCAUGUGUAUACCGGCUAUAUUUUCGAGAUUUUUUGAACCAACGGAUUAUGCAUUUCGACCAGAACCAAAAACACGUCGAAGAAUAAUAACAACCACAAAUAAAUAUCCGAAUCAUGCAAAUAAAUCAGAUGACAUGGCAACAAAGUCUGAUAAAGAAAAAGAUGAUACUGUAGCGAGUAAAUUAACAAAACCAAUUGCACGAACAUCUUGUGCACAUCAUGUUUAUUUUGAUACAGAACAGGUGCCAACAGCAUCAAAGUCGAUCUCUGCUCCUUAUACAAAAGCUGAACAUAAUACAAUCGAACGAUUACGUCGUUUAUUUGAUCAACGACCCAUAUGGACUCGAGCAUCGUUGUUAUAUAAUUUAAGAGUAACAGAAGUUGUUUUAAAACGUAUUAUUCAUCAUGUUGCUUAUUUUUGUUGCAAUGGACCGUGGAAUAGAUGUUGGGUAAAAUAUGGUUAUGAUCCAAGAACUGAUUCAAAAUCAAAAAUUUAUCAAAUUGUUGACUAUCGUGUUCGAUCCAUACUUGAUCCAGAGAAAAAAGUUGUUCAAUCGCGAACAAAUCGAGCAUAUCAUCGAUCAUCUUUAAUUCCUAAUCACAUAUUAAGAUCUUUUACACAAAAUUCACGUGAAUAUCUUGAAGAAACAUUUGUAUUUAAACGUACCAGUUUACCAUUAGCACGAAGCAUACACUAUCAGUUAUGCGAUAUACAGUUAGACGAUGUACAAAAAAUGAUUCAUUCAAAUGAUGGACAGUUUGCAUAG
Messenger RNA from Didymodactylos carnosus, 1212 nucleotides. NCBI's taxonomy places the organism in Eukaryota, Metazoa, Rotifera, Eurotatoria, Philodinida, Philodinidae. The record is from the annotation of a GenBank genome assembly.